AUGGCGUGUGGGACUCGAAACGCGGCCAAGCGCCGCUGCCGGGGCUCCGCGUGCGGCUGCGGGGCGGGGGGAGCCCCGCAGGGCCGGCCCGCAGAGCUGCCACCGCCGCUCGCCAUGAGCCGCUCCCGGAGCAGCGCCUCCCCACGUGCAUCCGCCAGCCCUGCCAAAGGUGCUGACCAUUCUCACCGUCCAUGUCCCCGCCACAGGCACCACGUCCACUACGUCAUCCCGUACGACGGGGACCAGUCGGUGGUGGACUCCUCGGAGAAUUACUUUGUGACUGACAAUGUAACCAAGCAGGAGAUUGACCUGAUGCUGGGACUUUUGCUGGGCUUUUGUAUAAGCUGGUUUCUGGUGUGGAUGGACGGGGUUCUCCACUACGCGGUGCGAGCCUGGAGAACCAGCCGACGGUAUGACAACUCCUGGUCUUGGAUCCCCAAAUUUUGUAACUUGAAGGAGUUCAGGAAACGUCACCACAGGCAGUACGAGGAGGCCACCGGGAACAUGGUGCACAUCAAACAGAAGCUGUACCAUAACGGGCACCCCAGCCCACGGCACCUCUGAGGGAACCUGCCCCUGCUGGGGGGACUGCAGUGAGCUUUUAAAAA
Molecule: messenger RNA, 608 nt
Organism: Empidonax traillii (willow flycatcher)
Lineage: Eukaryota; Metazoa; Chordata; Aves; Passeriformes; Tyrannidae
Gene: TMEM240
Product: transmembrane protein 240
Exons: 4
Coding region: 1-564 (187 amino acids)
Source: RefSeq, a predicted model, not a curated record